AUGCCCAAGAAAGUGGGGCUCACAACCCAGCUGAGGCCCAUUAGAGAUGCGCACGGUGCCAAGAGGGCCGACAACACCUCAUGCUGCUUGAAGAGGAGUGAAGAUGGUAUUCCAACCAGUACCAUCAGUACAACUGUUUCUACAUCAACAUCAAAAUCUGUAACGGAAGCUGUGAACGCAUCAACUUCACGAGCAACAACAUUGCAAGCGUCAGUGCUGACAACAACUGCAAUCAGAGCUACAAAUGAGUCCAUCACAAGCAACUCCACGCCUUCUUCACCUAGUACUACACAACAAAUAACACAAGGUACAACAACGCAACCACCAGCAAAAAUGACCACUACAGCAGCAGAUAAAAGUGGCAGCACAACAAACACUACACAAGCAAGUGGAACACAAUUAGCACAAAAUGAGAGUUUGGAUGCUUCAUCUACUAAGGGAUGGUCUUUUUCUUCUACAAUCUCUCCACAAAAAACCACUUCUGCUCCUGGAACGUCAGGCCUUCAUGUGAGCUCCCUGACAGAAUCGACAACUUUUGGCAGUCCUGGAAGCAGUUCUGGAAACAAGAAAGUGCCAGAGAGUGCUAUCCACUAUUCCAGCGUUAUCUUGCCAAUUGUCAUCACCUUGAUAGUCAUUACCCUUUCUGUCUUCUCACUGGUGGCUUUGUACAGAAUGUGCCAGAAGAAAACUCCAGAGAGACAAGAGAACGGCACUGAACAAGCCCAAUCAGAUAAAGAAGGAGUCAAACUUCUUUCUGUGAAGACAACUUCUCCUGAGACUGGAGAGCACUCAUCUCAGGGGAAGAAUAAAACUCGGCAACUCUUCGCACCUCAGCAAUAA
Messenger RNA from Fulmarus glacialis (Northern fulmar), 840 nucleotides. RefSeq names its product endomucin (gene EMCN). The transcript has 11 exons. The record is from RefSeq and is a predicted model, not a curated record. Lineage: Eukaryota; Metazoa; Chordata; Aves; Procellariiformes; Procellariidae. The coding region runs from base 1 to 840 and encodes 279 amino acids.